Messenger RNA from Abrus precatorius (Indian licorice), 621 nucleotides. Its product is annotated as cytochrome c oxidase subunit 6a, mitochondrial. NCBI's taxonomy places the organism in Eukaryota, Viridiplantae, Streptophyta, Magnoliopsida, Fabales, Fabaceae. Gene Ontology annotation, cellular component: mitochondrial inner membrane. Bases 96 to 395 code for a protein of 99 amino acids. Gene Ontology annotation, molecular function: enzyme regulator activity. The transcript has 4 exons. The record is from RefSeq and is a predicted model, not a curated record. Gene Ontology annotation, biological process: mitochondrial electron transport, cytochrome c to oxygen.
AUAAGAAGUUUGCAGGGGUAUAUGCAGACAUCUAUUGUUCCUAACCCCUCCCAAAGCGAAUACAGAAAACAGAGAGAAGAGUCAAGAGGCGAGCAAUGGCGACGUCACUGGUCCGAUCUUUUUUUCUUCGAACCGCCCUACGAGGCGGCGCUCGUGGCUCCCACGUUCCAAAGCGCAACUUUGCCUCCUCCGCUCACCACGACGAUGCAUAUGAGACGGCCAAAUGGGAGAAAAUUACGUAUUUAGGCAUUGCUUCAUGCACUAUUUUAGCCAUUUAUAAUCUAUCAAAGGGCCACCCGCACCAUGAAGAACCUCCUGCAUACCCAUAUUUGCAUAUCCGCAACAAGGAAUUCCCAUGGGGACCUGAUGGGCUAUUUGAAACGAAGGACCACUAGGAGUACUAGUGGUUAAAAGGAGAUAUUUGUGGCACUGAAGGCCAUUCCUUUUGUCGAAGUUUAAGAAAUAGUGAUGAUUAUUGCAAUUUCGAAUUGUUUAUCGAAAUGUGAUCUAGAACUUUCGCUUGGCAACGGUGAUUUGUCAUGGUUUUAUCUUGUGUUCGUUCCCAUGUCUGAAACAAAAUAAAAAAGUCAAACAAAAUGAUGCUUGGUUUUAUGACACUUC